AUGUCAACUAAUUCCAUUAAAUUAUUGGCAAGUGAUGUCCAUCGUGGACUUGCUGAAUUAGUCGCCAAGCGUUUAGGAAUUAGACUUACACCAUCUGAGUUAAAGAGAGAUUCUACUGGAGAAGUACAAUUUUCUAUUGGAGAAUCAGUUAGAGAUGAAGAUAUAUUUAUUAUUUGUCAAAUUGGGUCAGGAGUGGUUAAUGAUAGAGUUAUUGAAUUAUUAAUUAUGAUUAAUGCUUGUAGAACUGCAAGUGCUAGAAGAAUAACUGUAAUACUACCAAAUUUCCCCUAUGCCAGACAAGAUAGGAAAGAUAAAUCUCGAGCUCCAAUUACUGCUAAAUUAAUGGCUGAUAUGUUAACAACAGCAGGUUGUCAUCAUGUUAUUACAAUGGAUUUACAUGCUUCUCAAAUACAGGGUUUCUUUGAUGUACCAGUUGAUAAUUUAUAUGCUGAACCAAGUGUAGUUAGAUAUAUUAAAGAAAAGAUUAAUUAUCAAGAUGCUAUUAUUAUUUCUCCUGAUGCUGGUGGUGCAAAAAGAGCUGCUGGAUUAGCAGAUAGACUUGAUUUAAAUUUUGCUUUAAUUCAUAAAGAAAGAGCUAGAGCUAAUGAAGUAUCAAGAAUGGUAUUAGUAGGUGAUGUAUCAGAUAAGAUUUGUGUUAUUGUUGAUGAUAUGGCUGAUACUUGUGGUACUUUAGCUAAAGCUGCUGAAGUUCUUUUAGAUAAUGGAGCUAAAGAAGUCAUUGCCAUUGUUACUCAUGGAAUCUUAUCUGGUAAUGCCAUUAAUAAUAUUAAUAACUCUAAAUUAACUAAAGUUGUAUGUACAAAUACUGUACCAUUCGAAGAUAAAUUGAAAUUAUGUCCAAAAUUAGAUACUGUCGACGUUUCAGCCGUUCUAGCAGAAGCCGUUAGAAGAUUACAUAACGGUGAAAGUAUAUCGUACUUAUUUAAAAACGCUCCUUUGUAG
This is a messenger RNA of Scheffersomyces amazonensis, 963 nucleotides long. RefSeq names its product ribose phosphate diphosphokinase subunit (gene PRS1). The record is from RefSeq and is a predicted model, not a curated record. Gene Ontology annotation, biological process: 5-phosphoribose 1-diphosphate biosynthetic process; regulation of cell size; purine nucleotide biosynthetic process. NCBI's taxonomy places the organism in Eukaryota, Fungi, Ascomycota, Pichiomycetes, Serinales, Debaryomycetaceae. Bases 1 to 963 code for a protein of 320 amino acids. The transcript has a single exon. Gene Ontology annotation, molecular function: magnesium ion binding; ribose phosphate diphosphokinase activity. Gene Ontology annotation, cellular component: ribose phosphate diphosphokinase complex; cytoplasm.